AUGGAGAAGAAAAGGAUGGGUUGGUCUGUAUUCUCUUUUGGGAUGGUGAUUAUGGCAUUGGGUGCAAGCCUUUCAGCUGCCGAAAUCUCAUGCACUGAGGCCCUGGGAUCUUUGAUUCCCUGCACACCGUUUUUGGUGGGUUUUGGCUCAUCGACACCAAACGUUGUUUGCUGCAUGGGUGUUCAAUAUGUGUUCGAACAGGCAAACACCACCACAACUCGUAGAGACCUCUGUCAAUGUUUUCAAAAUGCUGCAUCACAGAUUGGUGCUUUGCCUGAGAGGGUAAAAGAGCUUUCCCAAUUCUGCAAUAUACAUGUUACCCUGCCCAUAGACGCCAUUAAUGUGAAUUGCAGCAAGUAA
Messenger RNA from Juglans microcarpa x Juglans regia, 360 nucleotides. RefSeq names its product non-specific lipid-transfer protein A-like. The coding region runs from base 1 to 360 and encodes 119 amino acids. Gene Ontology annotation, molecular function: lipid binding. Gene Ontology annotation, cellular component: membrane. Gene Ontology annotation, biological process: lipid transport. The transcript has a single exon. Lineage: Eukaryota; Viridiplantae; Streptophyta; Magnoliopsida; Fagales; Juglandaceae. The record is from RefSeq and is a predicted model, not a curated record.